UUUCAUAUUAUGAUCUAAAGAGUUUCCAAUAAUUUGGCAACAACGCACAUCAUAUUGCCAUAUUGGAAACUUUUCUGUUUAAUUUUGAUAAGGAUUUUUUCACCCAUAAUUUUAUUUAUCAUUUAAUAUUUUAAAUUUUAAGAGCAUUAAUAGCUCUCAUGACUAGCCAAUGUUCGCUCUCAGUCGAAAAUUACUGCACUUUGUAUCUUUAGUACAAAUAAGCAAUAUAUCUAAGUGUAGUUAUCGAACAAGUAGUUAUAAUUUUACAACAUUUUCUGGUCCUAGAUUCAAAAUGUCAGAGGUGGAAAAAUCUGCAAUCGCUACUCCUGGCGGUGAUACAAUUUUUGGUAAAAUUGUUAGGAAGGAAAUACCAUGUAAUUUCAUAUACGAAGACGAUCUUUGUGUUGCAUUUCAUGACAUCAAUGCUCAAGCACCUGUUCAUUUUUUGGUAAUACCGAAGAAACCAAUUGAAAUGUUAUCUGCUGCUGACAGCUCUGAUGAAACGUUACUUGGUCACUUAAUGUUGGUAGCAAGCAAAGUAGCAAAAGAACAAGGAUUGAAUGAUGGUUUUCGUUUGGUAGUUAAUAAUGGAAAGGAUGGGGCUCAAUCAGUUUAUCAUUUACAUUUGCAUGUUCUUGGUGGUCGCCAACUAGGAUGGCCACCUGGCUAAUUGUUGUUAAUGUUAAUGUUCAAUUUAAUAUUUAUCUAAUAUGAUAAAAUAUAUUAGAAUUUAACUGGGUCAAUUAAAA
Diuraphis noxia (Russian wheat aphid) is the source of this 749-nucleotide messenger RNA. RefSeq names its product histidine triad nucleotide binding protein 1 (gene HINT1). The record is from RefSeq and is a predicted model, not a curated record. NCBI's taxonomy places the organism in Eukaryota, Metazoa, Arthropoda, Insecta, Hemiptera, Aphididae. Gene Ontology annotation, molecular function: catalytic activity.